AUGUAUGAGGUGACCUGCGAGCGACCAGGAGUGGGGUUGAUCCGGCAGAUUCUACUGGAUGCAGAUGGUGGUGGUGGUGCUGGGGGAGCCAUCAGGGAGUGUAUGCCAAACGACCAAACAAGUCCUCACCUGGGACAUGUGCACUACCGCUACUACGAUCCAUCACCGCCUCCGUUACUUAACAUCGCCAGUUCGCCCACCACGACCACCAUACCUCACUGCGCGUCGUUCCGCCUUCCUCAGCUCCGUUGCGCGCGCAAGGGAGCACUACCGCCAAGCGUACUAGAAAUGGGCCGAGCUGUACGGAAUGUACGGAAGAUGAAAGUCCUUCGCAUCAAAUCGGGUCGCCGAUUGAUGCAAAAAAAAGAGACAAUUACACGACCAUUUGGGCCAUGCAGGCAUACGGCAAGUCACAGACGAUAG
Molecule: messenger RNA, 423 nt
Organism: Volvox carteri f. nagariensis
Lineage: Eukaryota; Viridiplantae; Chlorophyta; Chlorophyceae; Chlamydomonadales; Volvocaceae
Exons: 5
Coding region: 1-423 (140 amino acids)
Source: RefSeq, a predicted model, not a curated record